Molecule: messenger RNA, 791 nt
Organism: Varanus komodoensis (Komodo dragon)
Lineage: Eukaryota; Metazoa; Chordata; Lepidosauria; Squamata; Varanidae
Gene: DUSP3
Product: dual specificity phosphatase 3
Exons: 3
Coding region: 19-576 (185 amino acids)
Biological process (GO): protein dephosphorylation; negative regulation of MAPK cascade
Cellular component (GO): cytoplasm
Molecular function (GO): protein tyrosine/serine/threonine phosphatase activity; MAP kinase phosphatase activity
Source: RefSeq, a predicted model, not a curated record
CGGCGGGGCGAACGAGCCAUGUCAGAGUUCCAGAUUUCGGUGGAAGAGCUCAACGACCUGCUGGCCAACGGCAGCGGCUGUUACAGCCUCCCUAGCGCGCACAGCAACGAGGUGGUGCCCCGCAUCCACGUGGGCAACGCGUUCAUAGCCAAAAAUGUCAUGCGGUUGCAACGCCUGGGGAUUACCCAUGUUUUGAAUGCAGCGGAAGGCAAGUCCUUUAUGCAUGUGAACACCAAUGCAGAGUUCUAUGAAGGGACAGGCAUCACUUAUCAUGGCAUCAAGGCCAAUGACACGCAGGAGUUCAACCUUAGCCGCUACUUUGAGGAAGCUGCUGACUUCAUUGAGAAAGCCUUAGCCCACAAAGAUGGCCGGGUGUUUGUCCACUGCCGUGAAGGCUACAGCCGCUCACCAACUCUGGUUAUCGCUUACCUCAUGCUCCGGCAGAACAUGGAUGUCAAGACUGCUGUAAGCACCGUCAGACAGAAACGGGAGAUUGGCCCCAAUGAUGGCUUCUUGAAGCAGCUCUGUCAGCUCAAUGAGAGAUUGGUGAAGGAGGGCAAGCUGAAGAAACUGUAGUGUUGGCCUCGCUCAGCCUCUUUUCGUGUCUGUUAGUUGCUUCUGGUUGCCAGCUCCAACUGCCGGACUGCGCAAGGGAGGCAGGUGAAUGGUUUUCUUUCUUCCACCAUGAGAAGAUGGGCCUGUCUUUAUUUUAUUUUUUUUAUGUAGGCACCAGAGUUGCUGCAAUAUUGAAACACUUGAAUGGUGGACUCGUAGCCCCAUUCAGCCAGGCA